Molecule: messenger RNA, 2755 nt
Organism: Vitrella brassicaformis
Lineage: Eukaryota; Vitrellaceae
Source: the annotation of a GenBank genome assembly
GGUGGAUUUAAUGAUAACCAUGAUCUGACUAUCGACAUUCUCGGCACGGAGGAUUCCAUCCAUCCAUCCGUCCACUUGAUCAUCCAAUCCACUCACUGCAGCACUGCAGUGCACACAUUCGUUCGUCGGUCAACCGCAACAAUCACAUGCCUCCCUGCCUGCCUCCCUGGCUGGCUAGGCCGGCCUCUCCUUCUCUCCGCUGGCUGUGUGCAUGCACGUAUGUACGCGUGUGUGAGUCGGUCCAUGCAUCCCAUCUAUCAGGCGGGUCGCAUUUGUGAGUUUAUGGCCUCAGGCAUCCCAUCCACCAUCAAAGGGAUUGUCGACUGACCCUGGUGGAGAUCGGCCCUGAUGUGAUUGAUGUACAGUCACACACAGAGACAGACACACAGACGUGCGCAUCGAUCGCAUCAUGCCCAGCGUUGGUUGAUCCCUUGUCAUGUCACCCAACCUCCCUCCCUUUUUUUAUUCAUAUAUGCGGGCCGACCUGAAGACUCUGAAUUUGUCCUGCAUUGUGUUGCGGGACGCCACAAGCACCUGCAGUGCACCCACACACAUUCAUCCACACACGACACCCUCACACAAGUGUAUGUAUGUCUUUUCCAGCCGGCCUCUUGUGUCCGUCGAUUGCAUUGCCCACCCACCACUUUGCCUCCGGCAUUUUUGCCCUCAAUGGUGUAGGUGGCGUUGACAAAGAGAGUCCGCUGCGGACCAACUACAUAUGCCCACACACACACACACACACACACACAGGAAUGGAUGAAGCAGCCAGCCAACCAGCCAGCCGUUGGGGCACGUCGCGUCUCGCAUACCCGCCGAGAGGAUGCUGCAGAGGCAGCGGGGCGACCAAAGCGGGCGACAGACGAGAUGCAGAUAGACAAGGAGACAGAUCAUUAUUAUAGAUCCAUCCCCCGUGACUAGUGACCGACGCUCACCUUGGUCUUCCGCCGAUAACGGCCCGUAUUUGUGGAUGGUUCUGAGCACACAGCAGAGUGGCCAGCCAAUGAAGGGGCCAGGCCACACUCCAGCAGUGUACCAAUACGAAUCUGCGACCGAACCCCGCCCCCAUGGCGUCUUUGAUCUUGUUGUACAAGUGCAGCCCACCAAAUCCAGCAACCAACAACUGCAGUGCACCCAGCCAACAAUACAUUCAUCAAUUGAUCCAUUCAUCCAUCCAUCCACAUCCAUCCAUGGAAGCCUGCCUGCAUCAUGUAUGUGUCGUGUCUGUCCCUGGGUGCGUGCUCGUCCCACCUACCGUCGCAACAAUCAUGGCGUACAUGACAAAAUACUUCGGCCGCUCUCGCAUGUGCGCCGAAUCGUGGGAGAAGAACGCCUCUGAAACACAAAUCCAUACAUCCAUCCAUCCACGAAUGACGUCGGGACACCGGCAGGCACUUUGCUGCCCAUCCAUGCCAUCCACCGUGCCGAUCAACAGGUGUCCCUACCGAUGUCAGGGUGGCUGUAAGGGUGUCCGUGCAGUAUGACAGUCUGGUUGUAGUCGCCCUGUGGACACAGCACCACACUCUCAAGUAUCCACCUCGACGGCACACCCGACCGGUAGUCAACACCACCACCAGACCGACGAGCCACAGACACAGAACCACUCUUAUGUUUGGCCUCUGAUCGAUCGAUCGAUGGACGAAGCGCACACACACAGCCAGACACAUGAGUGAGUGCCGCUGCCAAGUCGUCCAUUGGUCUCACUUGUGGGUGGUUCGUCCGCAGGCUCGUCGGGCUGGCUGCUCGGCAGCUGGCAGGCAGGCACAGACAGACACGGAAGGAAGGAACACAGACAGACAGACAAACAGACAAACAGACAGACAGGCAGCCAUAGGCGUGCGUGUCACGAUUAGCUGCAUGGGGCUGCUGCGCCCCAUAUGCCUUGCCUACCUUCUUGUACACCAUGUUGACAAGCUUGGUAAUUUUCUCCACGAUAAGGUUUUUGAUCUCCCAGGGGUGCUCGUAGUAGUGUAUGAGAAAGGACCUUGCCGGCAAAGAGGGGUCGUCCUCAAACAUGUCGUCGUCCUGGUCCUUACUGCCACUCCCGUCCUUGGUCUUGUUCUUCUUGUAGGCGCCUUUGCCGCCGCCCUCCUGCAGGGCCAGCAGGGGACUCAAACUACGCCGACGGGCACCUAUCAACACCUACACGCACACACACGGGGACGGACGGACGGUGUGUCUGGUCUGUAACCGAUUGGCUGAGUGACAGAGAGACCGACUGAGUGACCUGUGCAGUGCCAUUUGGCCCAGUGAGUUUGACCUCUGAUCGUGCGUAGAACUUCAUUGAGUCGAGAGUGCACCGCCGGAAGGGCGACACUGACACAGGCGCACCCACGUGACGCUCCACCGAGCUGUCGUGCUGCACCCACCACCACAGACACACAGCACAGACAGAGAGAAAAGAAUGAACGACAUAAGGCGGCCCACGUGUGGUGAAGAGUAUAUAUGUGUGUAUGUGUGGGUCGCAUGAUGAUUGUCUGUCUUGCCUUGAGCCCGUCGAGCACAGGCGUCAGGUAGGAGUGGUUCUUGUCCUGGUUGAUGUAUCCCUGGACCGCUGAUGACACCGCAGCAGCCACUGCCACGCCCCACGCUCCUGCUAUCGUGUAAGGCACGUUCUCGGGAACCCACAAUGAGCGCAACUGCAAACACACAGCCAAGCGCGGGACAACAAAUGGAAGGAUCUGAUAGCGCAGUGUGUCAUGCAUGGGCUGACUUCUUACCAUUCUGCAUCAGAUCUCCGAUCCUGCGCGACCUGGGU